AUGUGCUCAUGUUUGUCAUUAUUGAAGAAUUAUUCUUUAUUGACAAUUGACGAAAUCGCUUUUUACGCGGAUGAAGUUAAAAAGCUUUGUGGAACAUUAGAAAAAGGACAAGAAAUAAAUCGUCAAUUCAAACCAAUAUUUUCUAUAUCGGUAACAUCCAUUAUUGAUGAUGUAGAAAAUGAGGAUGGUCCUUACCUAGCAGUUGAACUUACCAAUAAUUUGUCAAUAUCUUUUACUUUUGAUCAACUCGCGAUUCGGUUGGUUAGCGGACAGAGUGAGGAGAUUUGGUUUGGCGUUUGUAAUGAAGAAAUCAAGCCUGGUUUGAAUUCUUAUAAGCUUUAUUCCGAUAACAGUGCAUCAGGAAAUUAUUAUGUAGAGAAUGUACGAAUGUCAAUAGGCAAAGUAUCUUUCACUCACAAUUUCUUGAACGAGAGCAAAAAGAAAUCAUUUAGGAUUAACGAGCACCCAUCAGUAUUAAGAGCACAGAUUAUUGCUCCAAGCGAAAUUCAUAUUGGUGCACAACAAUAUUUUCUUGUUCGGAUUUUUACUGGUCUGUCGUGUGUAAAUGAGGGCAAAUUGUCGUUGGAGGCAAUAUCGGAAGAGCUUUCAUUCCCAAAAUCUGAAAAAUAUCCCUCGGUCACCAAAUCCGUUAUCAAUGAGAAAAUAUCAGAAGGCAUCGAAUCAGAACAGGACUUGGAAGUAUCUGAAGAUGGUAAAAUAAGAAUACCUUCUUUUCAACCAAAUCAAUUAAUAGAAUUUCAGAUUCCAUAUGACGGUAAUUGGAGAUCAGUCGAGCACAAGGUUAGAAUAUCGGUAGAAUACAAAAGUAAAGGAAAACAAAAAGCCUUUACAUCUGUUGAUACUGUAAAAGUUGGGUUGCCUAUUUCGGUUAACGAACUUAAUAUUUUCAGAGAUGAUUGUCUUUUCUUAAAAAUGGAUAUUACAUUACAAGGGACGGUUCCAGUGAGAAUUUUGAAAACCGACUUGGUACCAUCAAAAGUAUAUGAGGUUGCCAACGAUCCAUCCUUAAGUUUACCAUCUUUGAAUUUAUUUGGAAAACAGCAUGCUUCAUACGUGUAUAAAUUGACGAGAUCAAAAGAUUAUGAUCAUGGAGAGCAUGUGAAGUCUGCAAGUACCCAAAUCCAUUUUGUAGUAACAUAUCGGUCACUUCAAGAUGAGGUUGAGAGAUAUGUGGAGCAUACCUUGAAUACUAUUUUAAAGUCCAAAAAAUUAUUUCAGCAUUCACAAUUCCUUAUUGAGAAUGCCAAAGAACAUUUAUUGAAAUCGGUAGAUUAUGUUUCAUAUGGUAUGACAGACAUCUUAGAUUUAGGUGAAUUAGAUAUUGCACAGUGUGAGAACCUCUUUGUAACCCAUGGUGCUGCCAAAGAUGCACUAAUUAAUGUAGUUAAGGAAUUCUGGGAGAUUCUAAAUACUGUGGAAUUGAUUAUAUCAAAAUCACAUGAUUUGAUCGUUGGGGAGCCAUGCCAUUGUCGACUAAUAAUUCGACAUUCAUCAUAUUGGAAUUAUACAUCUACGGAUACUUUGGAAUUUUAUUAUGAUGUUCAUGUUGAUUUUGACAAUUGGCUAUUGGCAGGACAUAAAAAAUUAUGCUUUUCUUCAAAGGCUGGAGAAACGAACGAAUUUCCUAUUACACUCGUACCCUUGAAAACCGGGCACCUUCUUGUUCCUCUCAUAAGAGUUACCAGCCUUGAUUCACAUACUUUUUCUGAAACUAUUUAUUUAAAUAAUGCCGAACAAGUUCUUGUUCGACCUCGUACGCAAUCUGCGACAUUCUUUAUUGAACAACAACAUCGAAUUCACUCGAUUCAUUCGGGAGCAGGAUUCGGUGGUCCCGGACAUCAUCAUCAUAAUGAAGGGAUGGAGAAUGUUGAAUUAUAA
Molecule: messenger RNA, 1899 nt
Organism: Funneliformis geosporum
Lineage: Eukaryota; Fungi; Glomeromycota; Glomeromycetes; Glomerales; Glomeraceae
Source: the annotation of a GenBank genome assembly